AUGCCUUAUCGAACACGGCCAGGGACACUGUCACAACUCACGAAUAUCUUGAAACAAAGCACAAUAAGAACGGAAAUCUACAGAAGCUUUCAAGACUACACAAAUAGCUUCUUGAGAAUCCAAUUUUACCAAAACCGAGUUGAAAUCCAAAUCACAGGCUACGAAGAUGCUAGCAUGGAUCUUGAAGCUGAGGUGAAGAAGGAGCUUGGUCGUGCAAAGUGUAGGGUGGUCGGCGAGAAUGGUCGGUGUGGUUAUGCAGGUCGGAGGAUAGAUAAAAGGUUUAGCUACAAGGUCCCGGACCGUAAUAUGUUUGCAACAGGUUAUUUAGGUGGUCUCGGGCGAGUUAAGGUCGUGUAG
Dovyalis caffra is the source of this 357-nucleotide messenger RNA. The record is from the annotation of a GenBank genome assembly. NCBI's taxonomy places the organism in Eukaryota, Viridiplantae, Streptophyta, Magnoliopsida, Malpighiales, Salicaceae.